Entrophospora candida is the source of this 606-nucleotide messenger RNA. The record is from the annotation of a GenBank genome assembly. Lineage: Eukaryota; Fungi; Glomeromycota; Glomeromycetes; Entrophosporales; Entrophosporaceae.
AUGAGUGACUCAACCUUUAUAAGUACUGAACAGCCGGAUUCUUAUAUUACGGGACAUGUUAAUAAUUUAACUAAAGAUCAAAACGCAUUAUUGAGAUUAUGUUGGUAUUGUUUAUUUCUUUUACAAGAUCUUGAUGAUUUAGAUAAAACUUCAUCAACCAACAAUCUUAACAACCAGUCAUGUGUUGAAGUUAUUGACUCAACUUUUAGGAAUAAUAACUUUAAAAAAAAAAUAAAAGAAUACAACACUAAACAUCCAAAUCCUGACAAAAGUAACGAGUUUUUUGAGCUUAUUUCCAGUUUAGAAUCUUAUGGGCCUGGAGAAUUAAGAAAAACAUUAUGGAGCUUCGUAGCAGCCGAUGAUCCUGAUGUUACGAUUCUUCGUUUUUUACGUGCAAGAAAAUGGAAUGUCGAGAAGUCAUUAUCAAUGUUUGCAAAGACCAUAAAUUGGAUGUCGAGUUUUGGUGUUAGAGAUAUAAUAGAGGGAGGCGAAGAAGGAAUGAGUAAAUAUUUUGAGAGUAAAGGUGUUAAAAAUUUUAUGAAUCAAUUUUCAAGUGGUAAAAGUUUUUCCAGAGGAACAGAUAAAGAUGGAAGGCCUAUUUGGUAA